This is a messenger RNA of Armigeres subalbatus, 1269 nucleotides long. RefSeq names its product lipase 3-like. The coding region runs from base 1 to 1200 and encodes 399 amino acids. The transcript has 2 exons. NCBI's taxonomy places the organism in Eukaryota, Metazoa, Arthropoda, Insecta, Diptera, Culicidae. The record is from RefSeq and is a predicted model, not a curated record. Gene Ontology annotation, biological process: lipid metabolic process. Gene Ontology annotation, molecular function: hydrolase activity, acting on ester bonds.
AUGGAGCAGUUACUCACACUUGUUUUGAUAAUUGUGCUUAUCGGUUCGACUCGUGCUGCCCCACCUGGCGGGACUCGAACGUUUCAAGUGGACAAUACAGACGCCCGGCUUACUGUUCCACAACUAAUCACAAAGUAUGACUAUCCAGUGGAAGUUCAUCACACCACAACCGAAGAUGGCUACAUGUUGGAGUUGCAUCGCAUUCCCAGCUCACCUGGAUCGCCUGUCGUAUUUCUUAUGCAUGGCUUGCUAUGUAGCUCAGCUGAUUGGAUUCUUAUUGGUCCAGGAAACGGCUUGGCGUACCUCCUCGCCGACCAGGGGUAUGACGUAUGGAUGGGAAAUGCUCGAGGCAAUCGAUACUCCCGAAGGCAUACAACGCUUACGCCAAAUAUGCAUGCAUUUUGGCAGUUUUCCUGGCACGAAAUAGGCUACUACGAUCUACCCUCGAUGAUUGAUUACGCCUUGACUAAGACCAAUCAAAGCAAACUGCAUUACAUCGGACAUUCACAGGGGACCACCGCAUUUUUCGUAAUGGCGUCAACCCAGCCGGAGUAUAACGAAAAGAUUCAAAUGAUGCAAGCCCUCGCACCGGUUGCGUUCACUGAAAACAUACGAAGUCCCCUGCUACAAGUCAUGUCACGGUUUCAGAACACACUCACGGCUCUGUUUGAAACUUUCGGUGUGGGGGAGUUCCUUCCAAGCUCUUCCAUUUUACAGGAAAUUGCGCAAUUGUUGUGCUCGAAAGACGUCGUCUCCAAUUUGUGUUUGAACGUGAUUUUCCAGCUAACUGGGGCCGAUCCCAAUCAAAUAGAUGUGCAAAUCGUCCCUAUUCUUGUUGGACAUAGUCCAGCUGGAGCGUCCACCAAACAGGUGGUGCACUUUGCCCAGGGCAUGCGAACGCAUCAAUUCCAGCGAUAUGACCACGGGAAGAUCAAAAACCUGGUCAUGUACGGAGUGCCGCAGCCACCGGUGUAUAAUGUGAGUGACAUCACAGCGCCGAUUGUGCUGUACUACGGAUUGAAUGACUAUCUGGCCGAACCGAUGGAUGUUAUAAAGUUCUCCGGCAUGGUUCCGAAUCUGGAGGAGUGUAAGCAGGUGGAGCUGCGCAGUUUCAAUCAUUUAGAUUUUCUCAUCGCCAAAGAUGUUAAGUCACUGCUGUACGAUGAGGUAAUAGAGCGAAUUAAAAAGUGGAAAACAUGAAGAAAAAAAUGCGAAUCUCGAAACAUUGUACUGAAGAAAUAUAUGAAUACUUAUUGAUAAAGAACGCCU